Molecule: messenger RNA, 1005 nt
Organism: Phaeodactylum tricornutum CCAP 1055/1
Lineage: Eukaryota; Bacillariophyta; Bacillariophyceae; Surirellales; Neidiaceae
Exons: 1
Coding region: 88-1005 (305 amino acids)
Source: RefSeq, a predicted model, not a curated record
GCUGCUACUGCUACUCCUACCACUACUACUGACGCUAACAACACCUGCACGUUCCCUCUGGUUGUGAAGCAGAUCCUGUAAGACGAAAUGGCUACCGAGUCGAAAGUAGGGUCGGAACUCGCGGAUCCCAACAAAGAAGAACAGCAAUACGAAGACGAGACCCACACCGAUGCUUCAACCUCUACCAGUCUAUCCGUCGCGGAAGACCACGACGACGAUUCGGCUUGUUACGCCGAUAUGGGAUUCAUGUUUGAAGGAAGCCAGCCCACGUCAAUUCGACGUUUUCAGUUUCCGAAAAGGGACGGUUCUGCGGUACAAGUAGUUGUCCGUGUCGUUGACGACGACCCCGGCGCCGUUCAGUCGGGUCACUAUCUGUGGCCGGCCGCCCAAUUGCUCGCGGAGUAUAUGGUUUCGUUGCCUCCACCCGCAGUACCGGUAAUCUCCGUUUUGGAACUGGGCGCGGGCUGUGCACUAGCGGCCUUGACCGCGCUGCAGUGCUGGCAACCAACUUUGCAGUGUGUCGUCGUCACGGACCACGACCCGGGGACCCUACAGCGUGCCCGAGACAACCACGAAUCCACCAUCGAAAGUAUCAUGGAUGCGGCAACCAGUGAAGAGUCUCUCGAACAAACUAUUAAUAGUCUAGCCAGUAUUCCGGUGGAAUUUCGGGAAUACUCUUGGGGGACUGAUCCUGCUCCCUUGACGGCCGUUCUCGGUGAGCACGUCAACGUCAAAGCCUGCGACCCCAGUCCGACUUGGUUCGAUCUCAUCCUCGGAAGUGAUUUGAUCUACGAUACGGCCGUGGUGGAACCACUGUUCACUACGGUGGCUCCGCUGAUGGCGAGAACUUCCCGAUUCUUACUGUCCCAAAGCUUCGUUUACGAAACCGUGACGGAAGAGGAAAUCCAACGCGUUUGCGAAUUGUUUGGCCUGACUCGAACCAUUCUACUAGAUGAUGGGCAAGGGGAACGACGAAUACAAGAGUUCACGCGUGGCAGACAGUAA